GUUGUCAUGUUACAGUUUUCAUUUUCAUUCGGCGGCGGUACAACGUGCAAGUCUAGCUAGAUCUAGGAGACUUCGACACGAGAAUAAAAUACCUAUAGGAAUUAAAACAUGUCUCUAACACAGAAAAUGUUUGCCUGCAGUGGCUUUAUGCUCAUCGUUGUGCUAGCGGUGUUCGCACGAGCCAUUCCUGUUCCGGUGCCCGAAGAACCGCAACCAGCCGAGUACAGACAGUUUGUGUCAGCCCAGGUUAUGGAGUCCGUGGACGAACCGGCAGUGUUGUCCGUACAUCGAGAGGUGCAAGUCGACCCCGCGGUGGUCAGGCCCAUUCGGUCGGCCAGUCCGUUCUUCGGAAUCUUAACCGGUUACGAAAAGCCGUACAAGUCACAGCAACACCAUCACAACUAUCACCAGGAAGAGCAUGAGUACGAGCCAGAGUACCAUCAUAGGCCCGAACACGAGCCAGAGUACCAUCACAGGCCCGAGCACCAUCAUAGGCCACAAUACCAUAAGCCACAACACCACCACCAGCAGCGGCCACAACAACACCACGGCGGUGGCGGUGCGGGAAGUUACGCUUCGGCGGGAAGUUUUUCGGGCGGCCACGGUGGCGGUAACGGUCACAGCCAGAGCGGGGCCCACAGCCAGUCCGCCAGUUUCGGAUUCGGUCCGUUCCAGGCCAGUUAUUCGGCUAGUUCGGCGCAAUCGGGCAGCCAUUCCGACGGAGGAUUUUCAGACUAUUGAUUACCACUUCCAAUCAAGAUCAUUUGAAUUCUUAGCAUUUAUUUAAUAAUUGUGAUUUUUAAUUUAUUUGUUUUUUAUUUUUAUUUUUAUGGAACUAUUAUAUAUAUAUACUUACUAUUUUAAUGUAUAUGCCAAUAGUGCCAUUGAAAACUAUAUUUAAAUUGAAUUUUAAUAUUAGCAUUUUUAAUACCUAAUAAUUGUACCUAUUAUGUAUUUUUGAAUGAUUUUUAAUAAAAUUCCUUUUUUUGCAUUGAAUAAA
Messenger RNA from Metopolophium dirhodum (rose-grain aphid), 1000 nucleotides. RefSeq lists its product as uncharacterized. The record is from RefSeq and is a predicted model, not a curated record. The transcript is spliced from 3 exons. NCBI's taxonomy places the organism in Eukaryota, Metazoa, Arthropoda, Insecta, Hemiptera, Aphididae. The coding region runs from base 109 to 741 and encodes 210 amino acids.